AUGGAGAGAAACGGGGUGGAGGAGAUGAACCAGCUGGGAGGGAGCGGGGGAACGAUACAGCUCGCUCUUGAUGCUCUCAAGGAGAAGAAGGGCAGCGUGGACCAGGUGGUGGACUAUUGCGAAAGCUCUUACCUGGAGCCGGGUGCCAACAAGAGAGAGGUAUGGUUGAGAACGGAGGAGUACCUCAAGGACGCCCUCGGAUCGGUUGUGGCCGAUAUCGAGGACAUGGCCAUCAAUCUCUUGACCUUCGUCAACGCACAGGCCGAGGCCGUGGAGAAGGUGACGUCGGACGUUGUCAUUGCCAAGACCCGGCUCAACCGUGCCCGGGAGCAGAGCGCGGCGACACGCCUCCUCGAGCUCCGAAGGGCCGCGGGCGAGACCCCGGCGCGGCAGAAGAUCGUCGUGCUCACGGGGUCGGAGCGGCCGACGAAGUGCCGGCCGCUGCCCCCACGGCGCCGGAUAUCUCUCAAGGAGAAGCUCGGGGGCAUCUACGCCGACGAGCCGCCGUCGUCGCUGUCUCUGGCUUCGGACUCGGGUACGCUGCCUGGGAGCGCCGCCGCGGGGUUGGGGGACGCGGGCAGCGUCGCGGAAACGGCCGACAUGUGGGGGGAGCACAACAGCAGCCCGUCCUCUUCGAGGGUGGGCGGGAUAUCAGACCUGCCUUCUCCGUCCGUUGGCGGCGAUGGCGGCGGGUCUCCCAGGUCGUUUAAGCCCGACGGCUCCUCGGCCUCUCCGGCGGCUUCGCCGAGGGAAGCAGCGGCCGGCGGCGGCGAUAGCGCGAGCAAGAAGGACCGCUUGGACCUGGCGGCCGCGGCUCGGAAGGCGGUCGCUCCGGUCCCGGUGCCGACCAUGGCGCCGCCGCCGCCCGCCCGCGACCCCGUCGUGAUGAACAAGCGCCUGUCGGCGAAGCAAGCACGGCCGGCGGGCGGCGCGGUCGGGGCCCCGCCUCCGCUCGUGUCGCGGGCCAAGCCGGGAGCGCCACCGCCGUUGCUUUCGCAGGCGGGCCGUGGCUCCUCGAUGUCGAGCGUGUCCUCCCGGCCUGAGGGAGGGAGUAAGCCGCUCCCGCCGCCUCCGCCGCCGCAGCAGCAGCCGCCGGCGUCGUCGCUCUUUUCGGUACCCGAGGCGCAGACGCCCGCUCCUCCUCUUCCGCCCCCUCCCCCGCCGCCGAAAGCCUCUUCGCAAGCGGCGGCGUCUCCACCGCCCCCCCCGCCGCCCCCGCCGCCAGUUAAGCAAGGCGAGUGCGAUGACCACCUUAUUUUUUUCGGCUGCUGUUGGUGUGUGCAGUCAGUGUCUCGGUACGACGAGUUAGCCUGCGAGUCAGUUGGGUUUGCAGGAUCGUUAUUUUUGAUAUCCCGAUGUUAGGAGAGUGAUUUCUGUUUCGGGUGGGGCGGAACACAAUGAACAGAUGGUAUGACUUUAUGGCUCGCGAUUUGCGACUCCAUUACGUCUGUGCCAUGCCAUGCCCACCCCCCGUGCCCCGACAGAGUGUACCUCCGCUAUCCUUGUGUUGUGUUGUGGCCACGAGGCUCCGUGCGAGAGCUGCUGGAGUGACCUGAUGUUUCAUGGUCAAGAGCUGGCGCCAAGGAGAGAGAACGGCAUUUGCCCUGCCGUGUGCAACAACACAUUGGGUGCUGAAAUGAAGUGCCUGUACAAUGAACUCCAUCCGGUCGAUGCUAGAGCCUGAUGCAUGUACAGUACCUCCCAACACAUGACGGCUUCGAUCUGAUGAUGCGCCCCAGUUGAUACGGCAACAAGGCUGCUGUGGACACUCGGCCCUCGGGCCUGACACUGCUGUCCUUUCUUGCUCGGGACGGCAUCACAGCCGAGGGUGGAGUGUUGACUGCAGUAUUGUUGCCGUAUCCGGAUGGGUAUCAACGGGGUCGUAUCGCCGUCAUCCGGAGCCGUCUUGUUCCGAGAGAUGCUGUAGACGAAUCAGCCGAUGGCGAUCAAGGGGGAAUGAUUGUACAGCCACUUCAUUCACCCGCCCAGCGUGUACCAACGACCGCUCUAGUGUUGGAAGUUUCGAAUUUUGACCAAGGCAGCAGCGGGCGCUAUUCUUGAAGGAGAUAUCGUAGAUUUGUAAAACUGUUUCAUUACCAGGUUUGGUGAACGUCAACCCCCCCCCCCCUUGUCCCCUGCCCUGCUUGCCCCCCCAGAUGGAGCCCCCCGCCCCCCUCCCCCUCCACCGGUCGUUUCGCAAGCGCCGCCGCCGCUGCCACGGGCAUCGUCGGCUCCACCUCCGCCCCCGCCCCCGCCAGCGCCACAAGCUGGCCGCCCACAGGGUGUUGCCCCUCCGCCACCGCCGCCGCCGAAGUCGGCUCCUUCCCAGCCCCCUCCGCCUCCUCUGCCGGGUGCUUCCCAACCGCCCCCGCCGCCGCCGCCGCCGCCGCCGCCGAUACCGGCUUCUUCUCAACAGCCACCGCCGCCGCCGCCGCCGCCGCCGGUGCCGUCACUACCCCAAGGUGGAGCACCGCCUCCCCCGCCGCCCCCCCCGCCGCCAGUACCCCAGGCCCGCCCCCCUGUCCCACCUCCUCCCCCCCCGCCGCCGCCGCCGCCAUCGUAAGGUUGGCCAAGAUCGCCUAGCCGAAAGUAGUGGUCGGCAAAACAAGUAUUGGGGGGGUGCGAUGAAGACAGAUUUUGUUUUCGGUAGCCAAUCAUUGGUCGGCUUUUCAGGCCUUUUAUGUACGAACUUCAAAGGCUUAUGCGCUGGGAGCCGGGGGUGGGUAGGUGGGCGGAUAGGCAACGGGAGCACUCUUGACAAAUAUGGAGCUGUUGUAGAGCGUUGUUUGGCACUACUUGUACCGUGUAGGGUGUCCACACAUGAUUAUUUCGCUCACCCUUGGCAGGCAUCCAUUGCCGCAGGACGUGAAUGAGCAGUCGGGUAGCUUGGCCGUCGCAGAUGGCGUACACGUGUGGAUCGGUUGGUUUUUUAGUUAGCUCUUUUUUGUGUCUGUUGACCCUUGUCGCCGAAGAAGAAGUAGGUGUAAGUGGCAAUCAAAGAGUCGUUCCGCGGACGUCCUUGAUUUGAUAACUUGAUGUUCUUGGAGUGCUUUGCUGCCGAGCGCACUUUGAGCGGUGCAACCCCGGCAGGUUGACUGUUUUGUUUUUUUCGCCGGGCGUAACCAACUUGCUUGGGACGAGCGAGAAAGCAGAUGGCGUACACGUGUGGAUCGGUUGGUAUUUUGGUUAGCUCUCUUUUGUGUCUGUCGACCCUUGUCGCCGAAGAAGAAGUAGGUGUAAGUUGCAAUCAAAGAGACGUUCCGCGGACGUCCUUGAUUUGAUAACUCGAUGUUCUUGGAGUGCUCUGCUGCCGAGCGCACUUUGAGCGGUGCAACCCCGGCAGGUUGACUGUUUUGUUUUUUUCGCCGGGCGUAUCAUAUGUUGGUUCUUCCUUGGGACGAGCGAGAAAGCAAGGUCGUGGCCUUCGGUUUCAUUCUGUAAGUUUUUGGUUGCCGGAGGAGGCGACCGUCACGUCUUGUCAGGCUCGUGGUUGCUUCGCUUUGACCAUGGAUACAAUGUUUGCGGGACGGUUAAUGCCUACAGGGGGUGGUGUGCGGGGGAGGUUUUGAGAGAGGGGUUCAUGUUUCAGGGGAACGAGUAGGGGGACUGAUUUAGGAGCACCGUUGGUGUUGGGAAAAGCGUUUGACGGAGGGUUUUCCGGUGAGGGAUGGAUGGAUGGAUUCAAGGCAGGCUAUAUUUGGUUGGAUUGACCCUUGCACGAUGUUGCUGCACGAUACGAAAACGACCGGGCACGCAGCGGCAGCAUACAUGGAGCUGAGUAUGCAAGCAGUAGGAGCAGGUGUCCAUGUCAUUGUGAGGAAACAAGUAGACACAGAAGACGGACCGUCGAGACGGGGGGUCGGGUCGAUGCCCUUGUGUAUUUCUCUAAGAUGCAUUUGUCCGUUUCAAUUGAGUGCUGUAGCACCGCCUGAUCGUUGUUCGGGCUGCUAUAUCCACGCUCAUUUACUUCGGGCAUGAGGCCGCACGCGCGUUGAUCAGAAGUUGCUGUAAUGUGCCCUUGUUGGUAAAAUGGCCCGGUGAAAAUUCACCAUCCUCUAGAUAAAUGGAGGGCUAAGUAGUUUCAUGCGAUGACGCUGCAAACAAGUUGUUGAAUGAGAAGUCUAUGUUUCUUCAAAUCCUG
Molecule: messenger RNA, 4141 nt
Organism: Ectocarpus siliculosus
Lineage: Eukaryota; Phaeophyceae; Ectocarpales; Ectocarpaceae
Source: the annotation of a GenBank genome assembly